Molecule: messenger RNA, 1809 nt
Organism: Drosophila busckii
Lineage: Eukaryota; Metazoa; Arthropoda; Insecta; Diptera; Drosophilidae
Product: polypeptide N-acetylgalactosaminyltransferase 8
Exons: 4
Coding region: 1-1722 (573 amino acids)
Cellular component (GO): Golgi apparatus
Source: RefSeq, a predicted model, not a curated record
AUGCACACGUAUGUGUCAGUAAUUUGCAAUGUUGUUAUCUAUGCGUUUAUAACUGACAAAAAACAAAGUGAACAAGCAGCAGCAAUAACAAAUAAAACAACUGUAAAGCAUGAACAGCUGUUCGAAGCGCUGGUGCUGCCAGAUCUGGGAGCGCUGGGACGCCCCGCAAAGAGCGCCAAUCUAACAGUAGAAGAGCUUGCAGCUGUAGCGGAAAGUGAGCGCCAAACCGGUUACAAUGCGUGGCUCUCUGAGCGAAUUUCGCCUGAGCGCACGCUGCACGACAUGCGGCAUCGUAGCUGCAAAAAGCUUAAGUACGCGCUAGCUGAGCUGCCCGCCAUCAGUGUUGUCAUUGCUCAGCACAAUGAAGAGCCGAGCGUGCUGCUGCGUACGCUGAGUUCGCUGCGUGAUCGUACGCCGACUGCGCUGCUGCGCGAGAUUCUGCUAGUGGAUGAUGGCAGCGUUAAGAUUGCAGAUAACUUUACGGCGUAUUUGCGUUUCAAGUAUGGGAAGCUGUUGCAGCUGUUGCGGCUGCCUAAGCAGCGAGGAUUGAUGCAGGCGCGCAUGGCGGGCGCACGCAAAGCUCAAGCUGAGGUGUUGGUCUUUCUGGAUGCGCAUGUGGAAGUUACUCAAGGCUGGUUGGAGCCGCUGCUGGCGCCCAUGCUAGAGCGUAAUGGCAGCUGCACUACACCCAUAGUGGAUACCAUAGACCAUAAAACGUUUGCUUAUAAACGUGGCAAACCCUCGCGCGGCUUCUUCAACUGGGAGUUCAACUAUGUGCAGCUGCCGCUGCUGCCAGCAGAGCAGCAAGCGCUGCCGGCGCCACAUGACAAUCCCAUAAUGAAUGGUGGACUAUUUGCCAUUGAGCGUGAAUGGUUCUUUAAGCUGGGCGGCUAUGAUGAGGGGCUGCGUCUUUGGGGCGCCGAGCAGUUCGAGCUAAGCUUGAAGAUUUGGCUAUGCGGUGGACGUCUGCUGGAAGUGCCCUGCUCCAGAGUGGGACAUCUUUAUAGAGACGACAGCUAUCAGGUGGCAUAUACCAAGUCUAGCAGCAGUGCCAGUCAAGCUGUAUCAAGAAACUACAGACGCGUAGCCGAGGUCUGGCUGGAUGAGUACAAGGACAAGCUGUAUGCCAAUGUGCCGCACUUAACCCAAAUCAAAGUUGGCUCACUUAAGCAGCAGAAAGCGCUGCGUCAACGUCUGCGCUGCAAGCCCUUCAAAUGGUUUCUGGAUAACUUGGCCAGCGACUUUUUAGCGCUGUAUCCGCUGCAGGAUCCAGAGGAUUAUGCCAUUGGCGCGCUACAAAGCUUGGCAGCACCUAAGCUCUGCCUGGACAGAGCUGGCAGCAAAACGCAGCCGAAGCUUGCAGCUUGCGAUGAGGAUCUUUUAUAUCCCAGACUGGAGCAAGCUUGGUAUCUAAGUCACUUUCGCGAUUUGCACUCCAGCUAUCUCUGCCUGGAGCUGCAGCAACGUCAGCCAAAUGCUGCAGUGCUGCUUUGGCAGUGUCAUCAUCAGGCUGGCAAUCAGUUCUGGUUCUAUGAUCAGCAGUCCAAGCAGCUGAUUAAUGGUCAACGCAAGUCGGAUCAGCGUUGCUUGGAGGCGCAGGUGGAGCAGCGCAGCUUGGUAGCGAAUCUAUGUAAUGCCACAAAUGUGCGGCAACAUUGGAAGUUUGGUUAUGUUAACGAAAAGCGGCUUGAGGACUUUUGGAAGAAUAUUGAGCUGCUGUAAUUCUUAAAGAAAACUUUUAAUUCAAAAUUGAUCUAUGAUCUACGAUUGAUUAAUAUAUGCUAAGCAAGAUGAUAAACAAUUGUUAUU